Messenger RNA from Rhipicephalus microplus (southern cattle tick), 7656 nucleotides. RefSeq lists its product as uncharacterized. Gene Ontology annotation, molecular function: protein binding. Lineage: Eukaryota; Metazoa; Arthropoda; Arachnida; Ixodida; Ixodidae. The record is from RefSeq and is a predicted model, not a curated record. Gene Ontology annotation, biological process: regulation of DNA-templated transcription. Gene Ontology annotation, cellular component: nucleoplasm.
UGUCAAACAUGGCGCGUGUCAAAGUAGCGAAAGACUGAAAUGUCAUGGUUUGCAUCUAUCAUUGAAGCCUUUGGCACCUUUGCCCACCGGCAUUGUCCGGAGGAAAAAAAAACAAGUCAACAGCCAUGUGGCCGAUGGUGCUAGACUAUACAAAAGAUGAAUGCCAAAGAAUGCUUCGGAAACUGGAAUUGGAGGCGUAUGCUGCUGUGGUGUCAGCUUUUCGUGCUCAAGGGGAGCUGACCAAAGACAAGAAAAAGACACUGCAAGAACUGAGCAAUAUUCUCUGCAUAUCCUUAGAACGGCAUCGUGCGGAGAUACGGAGGGCUGUGAAUGAUGAACGACUGAACACCAUUGCAGAGCGCAUUGUGGGCCCCAACACGUCAUCCAACUGGGCCAUGGAAGGAAGACGCUUGGUGCCACUGAUGCCCCGGCUAGUGCCGCAGACGGCCUUCAGUGCACUGGCCAAUAGCGUCGCGAACAGUUUGGCGAGUGCUCAAGCGGCCAAGAGCGCCGCUGCCUCUCCCACCAGUUCCAGCGUCGCAGCCGCCCUUGAAAAGGAGCUGCUUCAAUUUACUGGGAACAGCCCCAGCGCUGCCACGCCAUCAUGUUCGGGGCUCAAUGGUCCGACGACGUCGCCCCGGCCAUUACAGGCAGCUGCAGUUGUGCGUCCAAGUGCGGCGUGGACGCCACCGACCGCCAGUGGCUCGAUGCCUAAGGUGCCAAGCCCAGCUGUUGCAAAGGCAGAACCUCUGCCGAUUGUUCCUGAUGUUUCUUCAGCAGAUGAAGACAACACCUUGCGCAAGAGGAAGCGCUCCCUGAGUUUGGACUCCUUGCCAUCAACCAGCAAUGCAGCGGCUUCAGCGAUCAUGCCUACAUCCCCUCCUACCACGGUCGCCCUCACAACCAACACGGCGGCUGCAGCUGUGCCUAUCCCUGCCUCGGCUGCUCCUGCGCCUACUCCCACUGCCGCCCCACUUGCACGGGUUACCACCAACAGCCCUGUCGUAACGAAGGUGGUGGUUCCUACAUCACUUCCCAGCACCUCCGUCUCGCCCAGUGUGACGACGAAGGUUGUUAGCCUUCCUGCAGCAUCCACAACGCAGCUCAGGGUCCCUGUGGUGCCGCAAAGAACGACGAAUGUGCCAACAUGCUCUCAGAAGGUGAUCCUAGUGUCCACCACGGCAGCAUCCAGCCCCAUGUCUUCAGGCUUGCAACGUCCACACCUGAGUGUGCCCGUGGUGAAGACAGUCUCUGCACCGGGCACAGCACCACUUGUUCAUCAGGGCAAGGCACCUGUGGUCAUGGGCCUACAAGCUUCCUCAGCCGCUCAUCCUUCUUCCCCUGCCGCCCUGACCAGUGUCACAUCUGUUGUCACCACUCCAGUGCCAUCAGCAUCCGUGGCAAUGACUGGCGAGCCGGGUGUGGUGCGCCUGCGACCACGGGCGGUGACCGUGAACCCCCGCAUGCCUGUUCGAGUGCCACGCGUUCCUGCCCCGGUUCCUCCUUCGAUGGGUGGUGGGGCUCCACAGCUGCCGUGUCCAUCACCUUCAUACGGCAAGGCCACCAUCUCGGUGCCCAAGGGGGCCAUCAUGCAGUAUCGCCACGAAGGCACAGUGAAGAUAAUUGCUCAAAGCCAGCUGCCCAUCUCGGGUGCCAAGCUCGUGACCAAGGCAGGGCCUGGAUCCACCAUUGCGACCUCCUCUUCCUCAUCCUCCUCCACCUCCCUCAACGUUCCACCACGAGUUUCUACAGUCUCCAUUACAAGUAGCCAGACCCGGGUGGUGAAUGUGAUCACAGCAUCGCAGCCCGGGGUGGUUCGUACUCUGAGCCGGACUGUGACACCCGGCACGUCAGGUUUGAGCCAGCGCCCGAAUGCCUUGGGACUGCGACCCACGCUGGGCUCCGGUGCAAAGCCCAACGUGAUUGUUGUGCACAAGGCUCAAGUAUGGCCACAAGCGCAGCCUGGAAUGGCGUCAUCGUCGUCUCAUCUAAGCCGGUCUACGGACUCUGUUACAUAUCUGCAAAGGCAAGACCGACCCAAAACCACUGUGGGGGCCUGUGGCACAGUGACGGUCGUCAAGACGUCGGUUCCUGUUCCCCAGCCCUGUGUAGCACCUGUUGUAAGGAUGCCCAGGGAAACCACUGUGAAGACUGUGCCACGCCUGUCCGUACCCACAAGAAAGCCACCGGAGCAGACGUCGAAUUCCAGCAGCACUGGCGGCUCCACUCUUGGAAACAGCGGUAGCAACAACAACAAUAGUAGCCUGCUUGCAGAGGUGAUGCAUGCUGCAGGCAUCUUCCAAGGCGAAGGCGGCAGUGGGCAGCCACCGCCGUUGCUUGUUAUUGGUGAAGAUGCGGUGCCACCAGCUGAAGUUGAAGUUGCCAUCGACACUGUGCCUGUGGAUGACAAUGCUGUGAUAUUGGACGACGGCCAGCUGUUGGUUGACAGCGAGGUGGUCAACGUGGUGGAGAACAUCCCAGGCGUGGUCGUGGAGGAGGCACCGUGCCUGCUGCAGGACCACGUGGUCUGCCACGAGGUGGAACUGGUAACCCAGCCUGGACCACAGCUGGAGGUCGUGUCAGCGUUACCUUCGACUGAAAACAGUCUUGCUCAGUUGACCCAGAACGGCCAAAUUGCUACCAAAGAGCCAGUGAGCCAUAAAGCUUUCCCAAGUGCGUCAUCAUCAGCCGAACAGCCGAAAUUAAAAAGUGCAAACAGCGAUGGUGCGUUGCCAACACCGGCACCUAAAAAAAGUUCAGAUAGGCCUCGCGGCUUGCAGGGGAAACGGCCAGGCUCUGAUGACGGAAAGGACGUUCCUGGUACCAGCAAUGGUAUUGUUGCCAGUGGAGUUGCUGAACGUCUGGGUCUAAUGGUUUCAGGGGCCACUGGCAUUCCAAUUUCAUCUACCAGCAAAUUGCAUACCAGUGACACUGCCCCAGCUCUGAGACCUGCCACAAAUUCAACAGCAAUAGGUUCUACCCAUGCUGCCCCACCUGCCUCCUUAGCACCUCUAAACGAAGCAAGUGGUCUGUUGAGGCGGACUGAUGACUCUGAUCUAGCUGUCCCUGGUCCUAGUAAAGUGUCUAUUGUAGGUUUAACAUGGAAGCACAGUACGAAAACACCACUUCCUUGUCCAAGUUCAGCAGCGGGGCAACACCAGUCUAACGGGCCUCAGCAGUCCGUCGUCCGCAUUCAACCAGAUCUGCCUGUCGGCAUCAGUGAAGCACUGUCUACAUCCAAUGGACCUUCGAGGGUUUCGCCUGAUGCUGAUAUACUUGGCAGUGUCAAUGGAAACUCAAACCCAGACAUGAGUGACAGUCAAAGUAUUAGGCAAGCAAGCAAACAUUCGGGCACAUCUUCAAAUGGCAAUGGUGGCCCGACCCAGAGCUCUGCAGAGAACAUUGCUGAGCAUUCAAUGGAAAACUCCGUGGAGAACCUGAUAGAGAACUCCGAGGGUAAUUCAGAUGACAAUACGAAUGACAGUUCUCAGGGGAGCUCUGGCAUGGUUGGCGGUGAAACUAAUGAGGAGGACUCCGUGGGUCCCAUCGACCUCCAGGACUCCAUAUCGAGCUCCUCAUCAGCGGCGCUAGUCUACCCUCGCAAUCCUGACGAAGAGCAGUCUGCCAUAAUCAGUUCGUCAUCAAAUGACCACAGUCGAAGAGACAUCCACAAAGCUAAGCGUGCUUGCGAUGUAACCAGCUCAACAUCUGUGUCUGCGUCUCCAUGUCCAGCGACACCAAUGCCAUCGACAUCUGCUGUCUUCGGGGAGCAGAGCUUGCCAGUUGCAAGUUCGACACCAUCUGCUCCCGAGCAAAACUCUCCGGACCAGACCAGUGAGGGCAGUUCCACAGCCCAUUUUGAGCUGCCUUCGUGCUUCGGCGAGGGCAAUGGCAGCAGCAGUUCUAACGUCACGUCAGCUGAGCUGGAGAUCGCUGUGGUCUCCUCACCGACUCCGGAUGCUCAAGAGUUGUCGGCAAACAGUGCGAGUGGUGAAAGAAAUGUCGCUGGUAGCGAAGAGCGAAGGAGCAGUGCCGUCGAGUCGUCCGAGCAGGAGGGUCCGGCGGAAGUCAGCUCGGCGAUCGCAGCGCAGCAACCUGGCGCUUCGUUGUUGCCUGCUCAGCGUGAAGAGGUGACGUCUGCGCAGAAUGGUAAUGGCCCGUCGUCUGCAGCGAAUGGUGAAGUGACGUCAGCCGUGUCAUGUCCAAAUUUUGACAAUGACGAUGAUGAUGUUGAUGGUAACGAGGCCGGAUCACUAGUGAGUGAGCUUGUUGUCAGUAGUGAGGAAGAAGUGAGCACUGCUGAGGCUGUGUUAGUGCAUUCCGAAAGUCUGGCCGAAAUCACAUGCUCAACUGUUGAUGCAACGAGUGCUUCAAUAGCUUCUGGUAGUUUGUUUCACCACAACGCACGGCCUUUGUCUGUGUCCAGCACAGAGGAGGCAGAAUACCUUGGAGGGUCCGUGGAAGUAGACUCCCACGAGAACGUUCCAGAUGCUCAAGCCUUCAAUGAUGUGGGCACAAGCAGCAGCUGUGGUGACGGGGGUGAAGCAACAGGAGCAGAGGCUACAGUGGGAAAUUUGCCUCCGGUGCCUGACGAAGCAUCGUCGGACUCGUACUCGGGUGUCGAGUCGUCCCGCACCGUGUCAACCGCCUGUGACAGCGCCCCUGCUGCCAGUGACCACGGGAAUCCAAAUGGCACGUCGGAUCAGCCAAGCCAGUCCGAAACUGAAGGUGGCUUUUCGGCAGCGUCUGCAGCGGAGGAACCCGUGGAGUCUGGGAACAACGGGGAAGAAGUCUACGAAUUGCUGAUUUGUGAUUCCGAAGCGAGUGAGGGAAUCACAUCAGUCAUGGUUGACUCAGUGUCCAGUACUGUGUUCGGAGCUCAGCGAGGAGCUGGCCCAUCACCGUCCACAUAUCAUUUAGUCUCUCUUCCAUCAUGCUCGUCGUCUGGCCCUACCACAUCAUGCUCUCCUCCCGCAAUCGACGUGGCAUCACUUACUCUGGCAUACCACAGGACUGAUGAUGCGGCAAACCUCGAUGCUUCGUCGUCGUCUUCAUUAUCAAGCAGCAGCGGGCCGCCCAUUGUGGCCGACUCUUCCGCCGGCCUGCCAUCACACGACGGCACCCCUGCCUCAAAUAGUGUUCCCGGCAGCACUUCUAGCAGCAGUCAGCCCUUACAAGUUGACAAUGGGAAUGCCAGCAAUAAUGGCAGUGGAAGCAGUAGCAGCAGUGGCACCAGCUCGGACCCUGCGACACCGCAGAAUGUUGACGACUCCGAGACGUACGAAAAUGGUGCGGCCUCGGCGGCCUCGUCUGCUUGCGAUGUGAUUCUUGUCGAAGCCCAUGCAGCGGGAACAUCAUCCGAGAUUGUGGUCUAUGCAGAAGAAGAAGCGGCAGCUGGUGUGAGUGUUUCCUUGGACAACUGUGACAAUGAUUGCAGCAGUAACGCUGCCCCUGAAGACGUUGGGGGCAAUUUGCUGAUUGUCAGCUCGUCGGCAUCCGUACAUGGCCACGGCGGGCUAGCAAAUGGAAUGCCGGACGAGCAUGCGUCGACAUCAAGGCUCGCUUUGCACCAAGACGAGGACUCUGCAGCAAGUUCAGCCGUUUCAGACAUUGAUGCCGUGGUUGGCAACGUGGUGACCGUUGAGACAGUGAGGGACAUUGUGGAACAGGUGGUGACCUCGUCAGCCUCUGUUACCCCUGCGUCACUGUCCCAGCCUAGCACGUCAAGAGGUGCAGCAGGGCCACAGCAGGUGCUCAAAAGGAAACGUCGUGUGAAUGCACUUAUUGACGAAGCUUUGUGUGCCGUGGGACAUGUGUCUGGUUGGGCGCGAGCAGCAUCAGGACUUCUGGAUAGGGUGUGCAAAUUUAGAGGUGCCAACAGGUCAAAAGGUGUGCCACCACCAGCGCACUGGUUUUUGGAACCAGUUGAUCCUGAAGAUGCUCCUGGUUACUAUGACGUCAUUGAUCAGCCCAUGGAUUUCUCCACCAUAAAGAAGAAACUGGAGAGUGGCCAGUACCGGGACAUAACAGAAUUUCACGAGGACAUGAUGCUCGUGAAGCGCAACUGUCAGACGUACAACCCCGCAGAUCAUGAGGCGUCGCAGGACUGUGAAGAAGUCUUUGCCUUCUACCUGCAGGAGUACAAUCGGUUGGUCGAGAAGUGGCAAAAGAGCCACUUGAUAUCUUCGCCAAAGAGAUCGAAGCAGAGCUGAAAGUAACCCAGCCAUUUGUAGCAGAAAAACACUUGUUGCCACUACCCUGCCGUGCACCAAAGUGUUCUUCAUCGCUGAACCCAUCACCAGGCCGAACACUUUCCUGCCUUCUACUUACAUGCGUGUGCUGUAUAUAUGGGACCUGUGUGGAAGGAGUGCUACAACGAUCAUCUGUACAUACGUUUCUCAGGCGUCAUCGUCAUCGUGGUGAAAGCCCCCUCCCCACUUCAACACCUUUAUAGUUUUCCUUUUUUGGUGACCUUUCCCAAAGCCAUACCCUUCCUUAUUGAAGCUGUGUUCCGGUGUUGCGUCGUAUAUUACGCAUGUACAGGAGUUUGUUUUUUAUUCAUAUCUUACAUUGGAUGUGAAUGUUGCUGUAGCAUGCUGUUCUGCUCCUUUGUUUGUAAUUUGUUGAAUCGUUUUUAUGAUCAUUUUAUUAUACUACGGUAUAUUGUUGUUAUUGUUGACACCAUUGCUUAUUGCCAAAAGUAAACGCUUGCAGAAGCAGCACUUGGAUCGAAUAUCGUUGUACCAUAUACUUACGUGUAUCAUUAUAUAUAUAUAUAUAUAUAUAUGUGUGUGUGUGUGUGUGCACAUUAACAUACACAACUGGUGCUCAGAGCUUUGCGUAUCAUGAAGCAAGAUCUUUUAAAAUAUGCACAUAAUUAUGUGCAGUGCACAUUGCAAGGCUGGUUGCAGUAGUCGCAACAGUCUGCCGGUCACAUGGGCAUAAAUGGAGAUACAUUUUUGUUGAUUUCUAGAGGUGGAAAAAAAGAAAAAAAAGGGGGUGGGGGGCUAGUUCGACCUGUGUAAUGCAGAAGUUUUUAAUUCUUGCUCUAUUUUAAUAACAUGCAAAAGGCAAUUUGCAGUUUUAGCUCCCAAGUCCAUGCAUUGUCCUAUUGUUUUGUCUUGCCCUUCUCUCCGUUCCCCCCUUUGUGUGCAAACGAAUGGUAAUAUUUACAAAUCAUGCCAGUUCACUUGAGAAAUUUUGUACAAUUAAUUGUAUUUAAUUACUAAGCCAUAUUGGGGACAGAUUGUGGUCCCGUGUGUAAGUUAAAUCGACGUGUAUAUACUAUGUACGAUAUAAUGUAAUUGUUAAGUUUGCGUGCUUCCCCCAUCGUCAUCAUUACUGUACAGUGUAUAUAUAUAUAUAUAUAUUGUAAGAAAAAGGAUAUUUUUAAGCUCUUGAUUUGUAAAUGAAGUUGUGAUUCUGCAUGGGCGAAUUUUUUUUGUAAUAUUCAUCUCUGUGAACCCAAGAUGCAGCUGAAAUACACUGGGCACGCGUCUUAGGCAAGGCGUUCUUUUAGAAAUACUCAUCGCAUGUACAGAUGAUGCGAUGGAGGCACACGGGGCCUGUACUAUUUUUUUUCACUGGCACUAAAGAAUCGAGUCUACUGAUAUCUCAUGCUUGAGAAGAAUGGUAAUAAAAACUUGCAAUGUUGAA